Messenger RNA from Mya arenaria, 2520 nucleotides. Its product is annotated as multiple epidermal growth factor-like domains protein 11. The record is from RefSeq and is a predicted model, not a curated record. The transcript is spliced from 16 exons. NCBI's taxonomy places the organism in Eukaryota, Metazoa, Mollusca, Bivalvia, Myida, Myidae. The coding region runs from base 33 to 1556 and encodes 507 amino acids.
UUUUGGAUAUUUUGUGUGCACAAUUUACUAAAAUGAACGCGACCUUGAAGACAAGCUUUCUGGUUGCUGUUUUGGUGAUUGUUGCAAAAGUGCAGCUAACCAUUGCAGUUGCCCUAGACGCCACGUGCUCCUUAGACUGCGACUGCACUGUGGCAAAUUCAAAAUGCUCUACUACGUGUGUUUGUGCCGAUGGUUUCACCAAAGAAAGUACAGUAUGUAAAGCAAACUACGGUACAGCUUGCACGGUUGACGGUGACUGUAUAACCGGGGGGAAAUGCGACCUCUUUAGUGAUCCCAAAGUUUGUGCUAUAAAGGAGGGUGACACAUGCAAUGGUGGGGGUACUGACAAUUCCGCCUACUGUGUCUCUAACGCCGCGUGCACAGGAACGAGCAACACAGUUUGUGCAUGCAGCUCAGGCUACACUGCAGAUGGAACUACGAACCUUUGUGUGGCGGACUUAGAUACCACAUGCGUGAGUUCAUCACACUGUUCCGCUGGCAUAUGUGAUACUAAAAUGUCCCCAGCAAAGUGCAAAAUCGAGGAGGCUGCCACAUGCAAUGAUGGCACUACUGACAAUUCUGCCUACUGUGUCUCCAACGCCGCGUGCACUGCAUCGACCAACUCAGAAUGUGCAUGCAGCUCAGGCUACACUGUUAACACUGUUAACUCAGAGAAACUUUGUCAGGCGGAUUAUGACACCGUCUGUGCUGCAGACACUGACUGCAUCGCAGACCAUGUGUGUGAUACGUCGCUGACAUCGCCUGUGUGCAAGAAGGAUCUUGGUCAAACAUGUACGAGUGGUCAAUGUGUAUCACCUGCAACAUGUGAUACGACUUGCAAAAGUGGUCUCGGGGGAGCAUGUAGUGCUGAUGUCCAUUGUUCAGCCGGAUUCUGCGAUACCUCGGUGACGCCAAACAAAUGUUCGAUCAAGGCCGCCGGGACUGGAUGUACCACGGACGACCAUUGUGUUGCAAACGCUCAGUGUACGUCUGGUUCCUGUGCAUGCUCAUCUGGCUACACAAACGAUCAUGCAACUCCAGCUUCAGCUAAAUAUUGCAAAGGAAGCGCUGGUACGACAUGUGUUACUCUGGCAGACUGUGACCAACUGACAAAUUUGAUCUGCGAUACAGCAUUGGCAACUCCGGUUUGCAGGAAAAAGCUGGCCGAUUGCUUCGCAGAUCAAACCAACUGUGUAACAAACAGCGAGUGUGGGGCAAGCGCCUGUGCAUGUAUGACUGGGUAUUCCCAAGACGCAACAUCUUUCGUGUGUGAAGGAGCAAUCGACAAAUCGUGUGCAAAUCAUGGAGGCUGUGACGCUGAUUCUGAUCUUGUAUGUGACAUAGGUGGAACAUCGACCUGCAAAAAAGGUGCAACAACAGCAUGUACUAGUGGGCAAUGUAUUACGAACGCUGCAUGCGAGUGCAGCGUGUGCGCCUGUAGCUCCUCGGCUACACUAUCAACAUCGGGCUUGUGUGAAGUGCAAAAUGGUGCAACAAUGGGGGCUUACAUCUCAGCCUUCUUACUUGUGGUCUGCCUUCUCGUCACGAUGCUGUAGGCUACCACAACGUCAUUCCCACCAUCACUUUUGACAAACCGAACAUCUAAGGGACAUAAUUGCUGCAAAGGAAAUGUUCACGUGCUUAUUGCAACUGAACUAACCUGCCUUAUUUCUAUACAAUAUUUAAUAUCUUUUUUCAAAUCAUGACACUUAAAAUAAAUUAAAAGUCAUCGUUUGUUUGAAUAGUAUUGUUCCACAUAAAACCAACUUAAAGACAAAACAACGAAAGUACAAUGAGCACACUGCAUCAUAAUUGUUUUAUCGUUUAUUCAUUUGCUGUGAUGAGUUGUUAAUUAACCAUUGGUAAACAUGAAGUUAGCGAGUUUUGAUAACCAUCGAGAACAUGAUAUUGACUGAAACAAUAUUUGGCGUAUUUUGUAUUUUAUAAACGCUACUUUUGCAUAAACAAAUUAAAUUUUACACAUCUCAAGUAUAGUAGAGUAUUAUAUCUUAAAUCUCAAGCUAUCCAAAAUGUAUACUAUAUGCCAUAUUAUGUGCCUCAUAUGUCGAUAUCGACUUGCAGACGACGUCGUUUGCAAAUAUUAGUGUUCCCUUUUUCGUCAAUAGCAACUGACCUUCAAGUAAACUGUUACAAUAGUAUGAAGAUAAAAUCACGUCAAGUAGUUUAAGAAUAAUGUUCUUAUUAGAACAAGCAGAAGUUGAUUGAAUGAAUGACGUCAAUUUACUGGGCAGUAGAAUAUGAACAGGCCGUGUGCCAGUAAAUUAAGGGAUGAGUGAUUUUGAUGAUAACUGUUGAUACAUUGUACUUGAAGGUUAGUAUUGAGUCAAGUGACUACAUAUGUUUUAAAGUCUGUUUUGUAUUGUUUUUGGACGACUGCCAGUGUAGCAGUCUUGUCAGUAACCAUUAACAGUUAACAUUGCAGACCAUACAUGUAGCUAUUGAAAACUGGAACAGCAAUAUAUUUUUGUGCUAUUUCGAAAAAUAAACUGUUUUAAACCA